This is a messenger RNA of Cannabis sativa, 2234 nucleotides long. Its product is annotated as transcriptional regulator DEF1. The record is from RefSeq and is a predicted model, not a curated record. NCBI's taxonomy places the organism in Eukaryota, Viridiplantae, Streptophyta, Magnoliopsida, Rosales, Cannabaceae. The transcript is spliced from 4 exons. Bases 227 to 1963 code for a protein of 578 amino acids.
AGGAAUUAAGUCUUUUAAAUAUCAAAGUCUAUAAAUUCUUUUUCUUCUUCUUUUGACAAAAGAAAAUUCUAUAUAUAUUCUUCUUUUCUCUUCUCCCAAACAGACACAAAUCUCUCAUUGCUAAAGUACCCUCAAUUGUUUCUUUAUUACGAUCGUGCCCCUCGGAUUUCGGUGGCGGUGCCGAUUUUCCAAGUUGUUGAUAGCAUUGGCUGCCUCAAAUCUGAUAAUGGAUCUAUCUCACCAGGCAUCAUCUCCACAAAGAAAAGAUUUUAUUAACCUGAUGAACCAUCCUCAGGAAAAAGAAGAAAAUCUCAGUGGUGGUGGUCAUGGUGGAAAUGAGAAUGGGCUUAACAAGAACGAUGAUAUUUUCCCAAGCUAUGAUUUUCAGCCAAUUCGCCCUAUUGCCGGAAGCACACUAGGAGGAGGAGCUUCUUCUCACUCUCAGAAUUUCGAUGCUACACCCAGUAUUGGUGGAACCACUCGGGCUUGGAGCUCAGGUGAUUUCAAGCCCCAAACUGGCUCUCCUAUCAGGAAUUAUGGUUCUCUAGACUCUCUUGAACCAACUAAAUUCAUUCUAGAGAAGGAUCAAAGUGCAUGUAACUCAACAAUUGUGGCUGAGAUUGAUAAGACCAUGAAAAAACAUGCCGAUAAUUUGCUACAUGUUCUGGAAGGUGUUAGUGCUCGAUUGACACAACUAGAGAGCAGAACAAGACAUCUGGAGGAAUCUGUGGAUGAUUUGAAGACAUCAGUUGGGAACAAUCAUGGAAAUACUGAUGGGAAGAUGAGGCAGUUGGAGAAUAUUCUGAGAGAGGUCCAAUCUGGGGUAUUCGUUUUAAAGGAUAAACAAGAAAUACUCGAGGCCCAGCUACAGCUAGCGAAGCUACAAGUAUCCAAAGUAGAUCAGAAUUCAGAAGCCCAGAAUACGGCGCAUGUAGAUUCCAUGCAGCAUGCAGCAUCAGCUCCUCAACAAUCUCACCAACAGCUUCAUACUCCUGUUAACCUUCCAUCAUCACAACCGUCCUUCUCUCCUCCAAAUGCUCCUCCGUCACAACCUUCCUUCUCUCCUCCAAAUGCUCCUCCUCAGCCAAAUCCGCAGCAGAACCUGCCACCCCAAGUUCAACAUCCACAUCAAUUUCCUCAGAAUCAGAUCCCUCCUCCUGUUCCCCAGCACGAGCCUUAUUUUCCACCUCCUGGUCAAACUCAAGAACCACAAAACCAGCAGUACCACCAAAUACCGCCUAAUCAGCAGCAACUUCCCUCCCCUGCUGUACCACCCCAUCAACAAUUUCAACCUGCCAUUCAACCACAGUUCUCUCAGCCACCAACACAACCUCCACAGCAGCUCCCGACUCUUCCACCUGUCAAUUCCUCUCAACUCCCUCCUACACUUGCCCAUCAUUCCGAAGAGCUACCAUACGUUUCUUCUCAAAACUACCCACCCAACCUCCGCCAACCACUCCCUCAGUCACCAAGUGGACCUCCUCAAUCUCAACAGUUCUAUGCGCCACCCUCUCAUAUGUACGAGUCACAAUCUAGUCGACCUAGUUCAGGUUUUCCAUCUGGAUAUGGCCCACCAACCGGCACCCUUAAUGAACAGUUUCACUACGGUGGUUCUCCCUCUCAAUAUGGAAAUCCUUCUGCGGUUAAACCUCAGCAGCUCACUUCAACCUCAGCUCCAAGUGGUGGAAGUGGUUAUCCACAACUGCCUACUGCUCGGGUUCUCCCACCUGCUGCUGCUUCUGGUGUUGGCAACAGUUCAGGUUCUUCUGGGACUGGAAACAGGGUUCCUGUUGAUGAUGUGAUCGAUAAAGUUUCUACCAUGGGGUUCCCGAGAGACCAUGUAAGGGCAACCGUUAGAAAGCUCACUGAGAAUGGCCAGGCGGUUGACUUGAAUAUUGUGUUGGAUAAGCUGAUGAACGAGGGAGAUGGCCAGCCGCAAAGAGGAGGUUGGUUUGGUCGGUAGUUUUGACCGCUGAUGUACAGAAGUAUCUCGCUUAUUCCUGGAUCAACAUUGCUGAGAAAACAAAAAGAAAAGAAAAAAAAAUCAUAGAGAAAAAGAAAAGAGAGAGGGUGCUACAGUGAUUCGAUUAUGUUUAGUCACACAUUUGUGUUGCUUAUUUGUGUAUAUUCAAAAUAACUUUUAGGUGGAUACUUGGGAUUUUCUGGGUGAUGUUUUAUUAUUUUUGAUGUUGUUGAAUCAUGAUUUGUUAAUUUUGAUGUUUUUGUUUUUCAAA